This is a messenger RNA of Episyrphus balteatus (marmalade hoverfly), 2153 nucleotides long. RefSeq lists its product as uncharacterized. Gene Ontology annotation, molecular function: zinc ion binding; nucleic acid binding. The record is from RefSeq and is a predicted model, not a curated record. Lineage: Eukaryota; Metazoa; Arthropoda; Insecta; Diptera; Syrphidae. Bases 480 to 2153 code for a protein of 557 amino acids. The transcript is spliced from 2 exons.
UUUGUAUAAUUAAUUUUAGAUUUAUUAAAAAAUAUGUUUUUGUUUUUAUCUGAAAGCUGAUUGAAGCAAAUCAAUAAAUUAUUAAAAAUAAAAUAAAAUAUUUUAAUUUGAAGAAUUUGGAGAUUAUUACAUUGGCGACGAGGUAAAAAUGACCUUAUGUAAUUGUACAUAUGAAAAAUAUAAGAGGUGGUGAUUCAAUUCGCCCAAAUUUGUUAAAAAAAAAAAAAAAAUUGUACAAAGAUAAAAAAUAAUUAAAUAAUAUUCCCUACAGAAAGAGGAUAACGAAGUUUGAAGCGUUCCUUGUAAAAAAGUUUAUACAAGAGUAAAAAAAGAAUUGGGAAGUUCCUUGUAAAAAAGGUGAUACAAGAGGAAAUAAGAUUUGGGCUUAAAAAUAUAUAAGAGUAUAUAUAUAUUGCUUAUUAAUAAAAAAGCUAAAGAAAUAAAAGAAGGAAAGAAAUUAAAUUAACAAAUAAUAAAAAAUGGGAGAAACGGGUAUAAAGCCAUUCCUUUGCGACACGAUUGACAAGUCUUUAGUUCGCAUUGAAUGGGAAAAAUGGUUUAGGUCUUUCUCUUUGUACCUAGAAUCGGAAGAAAUAAAGAACGUCAACAAAAAGAAAAACAAACUUCUUCAUCUAGGAGGACCACAACUGCAAGAGGUAAUUUAUAACAUUCCUGGUGCGCUUGAUUGUCCAACUGGUGGAGACGUGUUUGGCGUUUUGGUGUCGAAAUUGAACGAAUAUUUUUCGCCAAGAAGAAAUUCUACUUUUGAACGGCAUUUAUUUAGAACAAUUAAACCAGAAGAAGGUGAAAGCCUAAACAAAUUUUUAAUUAGAAUUAGACAUCAAGCCGCCAAAUGCUCAUUCGGUGCGACAAAGCAGGAGAUAUUAGAUAUAAAUGUUAAGGAUAAACUCAUCGAUGUGUGGGCUCCUGGUGAACUAAGAAAACGACUACUUGAAAAAGAAUAUUCACUGGAUAACAUUGUUGAGAUGUGUCAAAUUCAUGAACAAAUUAAAUUCCAGACCGAAAUUAUGAUUCCUUCAACUUCAGCUAGUGCUAUAAAUAAGAUUUCUUCUACAAUUGACAAAAAUAGCGAAAAGAAAAGAGAGUGUUUUAGAUGUGGUAGAACAGAUCAUUUAGCGGAUAGCAAAAAUUGCCCAGCAAAGAACUCGAAAUGCAAUAGAUGUGGGGCUCUAGGUCAUUUUGCCAGGAAAUGUCAAACGAAAAUAGAAAAAAGAAAGAAUACUUUUGUAGAAAACUCAACCUUUAAGCGCCGCCGAUUUGAACCAUCAAAAAUUAGAUUUGUAGAAGAAAACUUGAAUUGCAAAGACCUUAAUGAACAAAAAUCCUUACACUCCGAUUGUUUCCAAGUCACAAACAAGGAACAUGAAGAUAUGAGUGAAUUCAUUGAUUGCUUUAUAGGUGGUGUAAAGAUAUCCAUGCUCAUUGAUUCAGGGUCAAGAUAUAAUUUGAUUGGGGAAUCAGAUUGGAAGGUUCUUUGUCAAACAGCAAUUAUACUGGGAAACGUGCGAACGGAAACUGAAAAUCAAUUUCGAACAUACGCUGGAAAUACAAACUUGCAAGUUAAAUUUGUAUUUGAGGCUCCUAUACAUGUGAGUAACCAAAAAGAACUUAUUGCAUCCUUUUAUGUAAUCGCAAAUGGAAGACAAUCUUUGCUUGGUCGUGAAACUGCUCUACGAUUGCAAGUUCUAAAAUUAGGACUAACAAUUAAUCAACUUGAAGAUUCACAACCGUUUCCGAAAAUUAAAGACAUUAAAGUUCAUUUAUCUAUUGACAAAUCGGUUAAACCAGUACAACAACCUUUACGCCGUAUACCAUCAGCAUUAGAAGAAAAAGUUGAGUUAAAAUUAAAUGAGGCGGCUAGGCAAGAUAUAAUUGAACCUGUAAAUGGACCAAGUUCUUGGAUAUCACCCAUUGUGAUUGUUUCUAAGCAAUGUGGGGAUAUUCGAUUAUGCAUUGAUAUGCGAAGAGCAAACACUGCCAUUUUAAGAGAAAACUUCCCACUACCAACUUUUGAUUCAUUUUUGACUAAGUUAAAAGGUGCUAAGUAUUUUUCCAGACUGGAUUUAAAAAAUGCCUAUCAUCAGUUAGAAUUAGAUGAAGAUAGUCGUGAUGACAUUAUCAUAUUUGGAUGA